AUGUCCACCAUCCAGCAAUUAAAAAACUUUAUUCGGCACGGCAAGCAAGCCCGCGCCCCCAACGAAGAGCCCGCCCGAAAAGUCGAAUCCUCGCCCAAGCAGACCACGACCAGCGACAAGAGAAAAUCCGCUUCCGAUCCUGCCGUCUCACAGUCUACUGCUGCUUCCCAAAACUCUGAACCCGCCGAAAAAGUCGCUCGCAAAGAAGAUCCCGCCGCCAACCCUACAAAUCGACGUGUCGACGACGCCAACCUGGCCAAGCUCGUCGCCGAGGAGAAUGCCUCCAAAUCCAAGUUUCCCCAAUACCCUGGCCUAGAGAGAUGGGUUCUCCUCGAGAAGAUGGGUGAUGGCGCCUUCAGCAACGUCUACCGUGCCCGCGACACCGAGGGACAAUAUGGUGAAGUCGCCAUCAAAGUUGUCCGCAAGUACGAGAUGAACAACAUGCAGGGAAACGAUCGUAUGCACCCAGAAUUCAAGAGGGCGCCCAAGGCUGCAGAGCGCGCCAACAUUCUCAAGGAAGUACAGAUCAUGCGCCAAUUGGAUCACCCCAACGUCAUCAAGCUCAUUGACUUUUCGGAAUCCAAGCCCUAUUACUACAUCGUCCUCGAGCUUGCUCCUGGUGGUGAGCUGUUCCACCAGAUCGUUCGCCUCACAUACUUUAGCGAAGAGCUUUCAAGGCAUGUCAUCGUCAAGGUUGCUAAAGCACUAGAAUACUUGCACGAGGACAAAGGUGUUGUUCAUCGUGACAUCAAGCCUGAGAACAUUCUCUUCAACCCCAUCGAUUUUAUUCCUUCCAAGGUUCCUAAGCCUAGUCAGCCUGGUGACGAGGACAAGGUCGACGAAGGCGAGUUCAUUCCUGGUUUAGGCGCCGGCGGCAUCGGCGAAAUCAAAAUUGCCGACUUUGGUCUGUCCAAGGUUGUGUGGGACAAGCAAACCAUGACGCCCUGCGGCACCGUUGGCUAUACGGCUCCGGAAAUCGUCAAGGACGAGCGCUAUUCCAAGUCUGUUGACAUGUGGGCCCUCGGCUGCGUCUUAUACACCCUGCUCUGCGGCUUCCCUCCUUUCUACGAUGAGAGUAUCGAAGUGCUUACCGAAAAAGUCGCCAAGGGACAAUACACCUUCCUCUCCCCAUGGUGGGACGGCAUCUCAAAAUCCGCCAAAGAUCUCAUUUCACAUCUCUUGACUGUCGACCCUGAGAAGCGCUACACAAUUACCGAGUUCCUAGCCCACCCCUGGGUUCGUGCCAGCGGCCCUACUCCACGAGAAGAGCGCAAAUUCGAAGCUCCGCUCCGCGCCUUUGACCCUUUGAAAUUGGACGAUGGUAGGCGACUUGAUUUCCGCUCUCCGGGAGCUGUCAAUUUGCGAGAAGUUUUUGACGUCGGCUACGCCGUCCAUCGCCAAGAAGAAGAGGCCAAGCGACGUGCACAGAUUGGUGCUCGUGCCGGUCCGGGACGCUCCCUAGGUGGCUUGAACGAGGAGGAUGAGGAAGAGACAGAAGCCGACAAGCAGCCCCAAGCCGGUGCUCGUGUCUUAGAGCAGGGAAUGCGCAAAGCAAGCAUCCAGGAUCAGGACGCCAGCACCCGCGGUAGAGAGCGCGACCGUGCGAGCAACGAAAAGGGCUAUGGCCAACACUCAUCAACCGUCACGGCCGCGGCCAGACAACAAGUCCGCGACCGGAAUCGCAACAAGGGACCGUUUGAACUCAAUCUCGAUAAUGCGACUCUGCUUGGCAAGAGAGGGAAAAAGGUUCCCAUUCUUGGUGCAUGA
Messenger RNA from Beauveria bassiana ARSEF 2860, 1767 nucleotides. Its product is annotated as serine/threonine-protein kinase. The record is from RefSeq and is a predicted model, not a curated record. Gene Ontology annotation, biological process: protein phosphorylation. The coding region runs from base 1 to 1767 and encodes 588 amino acids. Gene Ontology annotation, molecular function: protein kinase activity; ATP binding. Lineage: Eukaryota; Fungi; Ascomycota; Sordariomycetes; Hypocreales; Cordycipitaceae. The transcript has 5 exons.